AUGACACCAACGGGGGUGUGCUGCGGAACUGCUUGGGUGGAGUGGCUGCGAACUCCACUGGAACACGCCGCCGGUGCGGGCAACCUUGAUCUCGUGACUAAACUCCAGGGAGCCGGGGCGGGCGGGAGUGCUCUCCAUCUGGCACUCAGAGCUGGCCAGGACGCACUCGCGCGAGAGCUGUUGAGGCUGGGAGCACCCACGAAGGCGAUGGCCAAAAACGGCGAUACCCCUCGCCACCUGGCUGCCGCCAGUGGCCUCGGCGAUGUCUUGUCCUUGCUUCUUCGUGACGGGGCUGAGGUAGAUGUGCUAGACAGCAGGGGCCGAACGUCAAUUCAUCUCUCAGCGGAGAGUGGAUCUCUAUCUGCCGUUCAAGCUCUGUUGGCGGCCGGUGGAGACCCGAGCUUGCGGUACGGGAAGGACGAGGCGUUGUCGGCGUUGGGUCUGGCUGCUAGUAGUGGUGGGUAUGUUGAAGUCAUGCAAGCGUUGAUUCGGCACGGAGUGGACGUGAAUGCACAUGACUCGAACGGCUGCACGGCCUUGCACUCGGCUGCGAUGGGAGAUAAGGUGGGAGCGAUAGAUACACUCAUCGAAGCUGGAGCGAAUAUCAACGUCCAGCGUGGCAAGUAUGAUGACGCACGGUCCACACCUCCUCUGCACAUGGCGAGCGAGAAGGGCUAUGAGCGCUACUCUGCUCUUCGCCUGGCAACCUGCAGCGGCCACAUCGCGACCGUGAAAUCGCUUCUGGCCGCAGGUGCGAACGUCGAUCUUCGUCCCGCAGCCUUAUGCAAGUCAGCGUUUGACUCAGCGUGUUUGGGAGGGCACGCCGACGUCGUGACGACCUUGAUCCAGCACGGAGCUAAAGUCGAUGCUACAGACUCAUGUGGGCGCACGGCCCUGUUCGACGUCAGCCGGGAAAACACCGUGACUGUGAUCGACAAGGUUGUGGCAGCAGGGGCUUCUGUCAACGUCAUAGUGGAUCAUUACGGUAAAACACUCCUCCAUCACGCAUGCUUGGAUGAUUGCCCUGGCCUUGUUGUUGACGCUAUCGAUGCUCUCGUCUCGGCCGGGGCUAUCAUCGACGCACAGGAGAAUCACAUGAGUACACCUCUUGUCAUCGCGUUUCGAGGUGCCGUGUUCCGUUGUAAGAAGGAGGACAACUGUGGUUCGGAGGAGUUCGCAGCCAUGAUCGCCUUGUUGAAGCACGGGGCCGACCCCAACGUCCGGAAUGUGAUGCACUGCGCUGCAUCCGACCCGACACUACCCCGAAGCGCUGUCAGCACUAACUACUUCGGAGCAGAGCGGAUAUAUAUGGAAACGCAAGAUUCUUUGAGUCAGAUCGCGUUACACAAGGCUGCCGAGAGCGGGAGCGUGCUCUGUAUCGAUGUCCUCGUCAGUGCCGGAGCCGUCACAGGUGUCAAAGACAUGAGACGUUGCACGCCUUUCACAUCGUCGCUUGGAACCGUCAUCAAACGGCCACGUUGGCCCUCCUACGAACCGGUGCAGAUAUUGCUUCGGUGGACAACGACGGUCGCUCAGCGUUGCACCUGGCGGUGA
Molecule: messenger RNA, 1554 nt
Organism: Ectocarpus sp. CCAP 1310/34
Lineage: Eukaryota; Phaeophyceae; Ectocarpales; Ectocarpaceae
Source: the annotation of a GenBank genome assembly